Molecule: messenger RNA, 2302 nt
Organism: Calliphora vicina (urban bluebottle blowfly)
Lineage: Eukaryota; Metazoa; Arthropoda; Insecta; Diptera; Calliphoridae
Product: tetratricopeptide repeat protein 39B-like
Exons: 10
Coding region: 183-2069 (628 amino acids)
Molecular function (GO): protein binding
Source: RefSeq, a predicted model, not a curated record
AACAAUAUUUGCACAUACAUAUGUAGUGUUCUCGUAUUUGUUGAUGUUAUGGAAAUGACCGCUUUGUGUGUUUAAUCAUUAAUGUGAAAAAUAUGUUAAUAUAGAAAAUAACCGGUACAACGACAAUUAUUAAUAAAUAAAUUAAAGGUAAAAUAUUCUAAAGCGAAUCAGUCGACCGAAUUAUGUUGCCGAGUUAUUCAAAUAGCAGCCCCCUUGAUACCGGGGGACAUUUAAAUAGCCAGAUUAAUGCAAGUAAUACAGAUAACAACAACGAUGACGACGAUGAUAACUAUGAGUUUUAUGAUGCCAUUAAUGAUAUGACAGAUGAUGCUACCGAAUGCGUUAGUGAGGUAGACGAAGUUUUACAAUACAACGCGCCGGAAUCUGAUAGCAACAGUUCGCUGUAUGAUGCUAAGCCAAUGACAUUGGAUAAGGCGGUCGAAGAAGCUAAAUUGGCAAUUUGUUAUUUCUUCAAUAACAAGUUUGAAGAUGCUCGCAACUUAAUGGUCCCUCACGCACAUUCUAGCAUGUAUCAUGCAAUGGGCCGGGCCGUUUUUUCAUUUUUAGAGGCGAUACUUACAUUUGAACAACAUCAUAUUAUUAAAGCUGGCGAGGAGCUACGAAAAUGUUUAGAUGUCUGUCAGAAGCAACGCCGCAAAGUUACUAUAACACAAUCAAUAGGAAAAAAAUUUAAAAGAGUAAACUACAGUCAUUUAAGCGACACAGAGGCCCACGCUGAAUUAUGUACCGCAGAAGCAUUGCUACUUAGAGCGUUAUUAACGUUUAUAGAAGAUGAGACUUUAUCAAGUCUAAUUAGAGGAGGCAUGAAAAUUCGACACUGUUACAGUAGCUACAAGGAAUGUGCGCUUAUACUUAGUAAUCGUAAAUGGGAAUCAGAUAUAUCUAGAAUACAUUUUGAGAGUGGCGUUCGAAUGGGUAUGGGAACUUUUAACCUUAUGAUAUCUUUACUACCAGCCGGUGUCGUUAAGGUUUUGGAGUUUAUUGGAUUUUCAGGAAAUAAGGAAAGCGGCUUAGAGGAUCUUCAAACUGGCUACAACCUGCCCGGUCUGCGUCAAGUUUUAUGUGCCAUGACUCUAUUAGGCUAUCACCUAAUUGUUUGCUACGUUUUGAGCCACCAAGAGGGUGAUUUAAAAUUCGCCAACGAAAUCUUAAACAGUCAACUGGUGCUAUAUCCACAAGGUGUUUGGUUUCUAUUUUUUAAAGGACGCCUAGAGUUUAUGAAGGGUAACCUGGAAGAAGCCACGGUAUGGUAUAAAAAAUCAUGGAAAUCUCAAAAUGUUUGGCCACAGUUUCAUCACUUAAGCUUUUGGGAACUAUUAUGGGUCAAUUGUUUAAGAUUAGACUGGCGUGAAGCCAGCUUAUAUGCAUCGUAUUUAGUGGAAAAUAGCAAGUGGUCACGCACUAUAUAUUCCUUUCAAAAAGCUGCUGUUAUGCUAAUGUUACCAAGUUUAACAACAACUGAAAAACUGUCUAUUGACAAUUUAAUGCGUGACUGUCCAGCCUACAAGCAGCGUAUAGCUGGCAAAUCUUUGCCAAUGGAGAAAUUCAUAUGCAAAAAAUCCGAUCGUUACUUUGCACAAGGAAAAUUACUAUGUCUUCCUGCUAUAGAAUUAAUGUAUUUGUGGAAUACAUUUAAAGUAAUUAGCAAACAGUAUGACAUUGCUGAUAGUAUAUAUAGAGUUAUAGAAACCAAAUUGAAUGAAUUAGAAAGAAGUAAGGAACAUUCCGUGUAUGAUGCUGAUAACAAAGCUUUAUGUUUACUACUGCGCGGAGCUUGUUUAAGGCAAAUGAAGAAACCGGGACUGGCAUUACAAGACUUAAAUGAAUGCAUUAAUUUGCAACCUGACAUAAAAGAAGAUCUCUAUUUGAUUGCUUACGCUAGCGUGGAAUGCGGUCUAGUCUAUGCUGACGAGAAUAACAUAGACUUAGCCAUAAAUACCUUAGAGGAAACCAAAAAAAAAUAUACCGGAUUUUCCCUAGAAUCUAGAUUACACUUCCGAAUUCAUACAGCUUUAAUGGAUCUUAGAGAAAGAAGGAAAGAAAAAUGAGUAACAAUGUUGUGUCCAGCCAAAUCACUAGCAAAAAUUCCCAAUACAACGCUACCAAGAAAUCAGUUUAUACUAAUUAUAUUUGCACUUUAUUCAGGGUUAUCAAAUGGUGGGGAAAUAUGGUUCUUUAAAUAUAAUUUUAUUUAUAAUUGUAAAUAUACAAAUGUAUAAAUAAAUAAAUUCCUUAUUGUACCCUUCACCAUAACUGGUAAGGGUAUAUCAUAUAAAGAAAA